AGGUUGUUGUGCUGGCGAGCAAUUGGGCUGUUGUUGAUAUGCUAAUGAGGCGAUUAGACUGUGGGUAAAGAGCUGGAAAAGGGAAAAGUUUCCACCAUUAGAGGGAGAUCUCCGAGCGCGGACGGGAGCGCUGCCGAGCCUCCGCCAGCCGCGCUCCCCACGCCGCCCGGCACCGCCACCGUAGGGAGAGGCAAGGCAGGGAGAACCAAAUCCUCUCUCUCUCGCCAAUCCAUGAAAAUGCUUUGGAAACUGACGGAUAAUAUCAAGUAUGAGGAAUGUGAGGAGCGCCACGACAGUACCAGCAACGGGACAGCCCGGCUACCCCAGUUGGGGACCGUGGGUCAGUCUCCCUACACCAGCGCCCCACCGCUCUCCCACACCCCCAACGCCGACUUCCAGCCCCCUUACUUCCCCCCCCCUUACCAGCCCAUCUACCCCCAGUCUCAGGACCCCUACUCCCACGUGAACGACCCGUACAGCCUCAACCCCCUCCAUGCCCAGCCACAGCCCCAGCACCCAGGAUGGCCGGGACAGAGGCAGAGCCAGGAGACGGGGCUGCUCCACACGCACCGGGGUUUGCCCCACCAGCUCUCGGGGCUCGACCCACGCAGGGACUACCGGCGGCACGACGACCUGCUGCACGCCCCGCACGGGCUGGGCUCGGGGCUGGCCGACCUGCCCCUCCACUCCAUCCCCCACGCCAUCGAGGACGUGCCGCACGUAGAAGACCCCGGUAUUAACAUCCCAGAUCAAACUGUAAUUAAGAAAGGCCCCGUGUCCCUCUCCAAGUCUAACAACAACGCCGUCUCCUCCAUCCCCAUCAACAAGGACGCGCUCUUCGGCGGGGUGGUGAACCCCAACGAGGUCUUCUGCUCGGUGCCGGGCCGCCUCUCGCUGCUCAGCUCCACCUCCAAGUACAAGGUCACGGUGGCGGAAGUGCAGAGACGCCUGUCGCCGCCCGAGUGCCUCAACGCCUCCCUGCUGGGCGGAGUGCUCCGGAGGGCAAAGUCUAAAAACGGAGGGAGAUCUCUGAGGGAGAAACUGGACAAAAUAGGACUAAACCUGCCAGCCGGGAGGCGUAAAGCUGCUAACGUUACCUUGCUCACAUCGCUCGUGGAGGGAGAAGCAGUACAUCUAGCUAGAGAUUUUGGGUACGUUUGUGAGACAGAAUUUCCUGCCAAAGCAGUAGCUGAAUUUCUCAACCGACAACAUUCCGAUCCAAACGAGCAAGUCACAAGAAAAAACAUGCUUCUAGCAACAAAACAGAUCUGUAAAGAGUUCACCGACCUGCUGGCUCAGGACCGAUCUCCCCUGGGGAACUCGCGGCCCAACCCCAUUUUGGAGCCGGGCAUCCAGAGCUGCCUGACCCACUUCAACCUCAUCUCACACGGCUUUGGGAGCCCGGCGGUGUGUGCUGCCGUCACCGCCCUGCAGAACUAUCUCACCGAGGCGCUCAAGGCCAUGGACAAAAUGUACCUCAGCAACAACCCCAACAGCCACACAGACAACAGCACCAAAAGCGGCGACAAAGAGGAGAAGCACCGAAAGUGAGGAUGCCCCCCCCCAACUCCCCUCCCUUCCCCCUCAUAGCCCAUCGAUCCAUUCAUCUCCCUCCUCCCUCUCCCCGGGACCCAGCACCCCAGGCUACAGCAACAGAAUGAGCGUCCUUCUGCCAGUCCUGUUCUCUGACUCUGCAGGACUGCUCUACCCUCUCCCCACACCCCUUCCCAGCAUCCACAUUUCCAUUUGCUCCCACUUAAAUUCCCCCUUCUUCCCACUGCCAUCAUCGUUUUACCCCAGUUUGGAGCCUAAGAGAACAGAACAGGGGGACGGAGCCAGCAAAGAAAAAAAGUUCUGUCU
Molecule: messenger RNA, 1860 nt
Organism: Parus major (Great Tit)
Lineage: Eukaryota; Metazoa; Chordata; Aves; Passeriformes; Paridae
Gene: TFAP2A
Product: transcription factor AP-2 alpha
Exons: 7
Coding region: 232-1551 (439 amino acids)
Biological process (GO): anatomical structure development; regulation of cell population proliferation; regulation of transcription by RNA polymerase II
Cellular component (GO): nucleus
Molecular function (GO): DNA-binding transcription factor activity, RNA polymerase II-specific; RNA polymerase II transcription regulatory region sequence-specific DNA binding
Source: RefSeq, a predicted model, not a curated record